This is a messenger RNA of Sesamum indicum (sesame), 1613 nucleotides long. Its product is annotated as myelin-associated oligodendrocyte basic protein. Gene Ontology annotation, cellular component: chloroplast. The record is from RefSeq and is a predicted model, not a curated record. NCBI's taxonomy places the organism in Eukaryota, Viridiplantae, Streptophyta, Magnoliopsida, Lamiales, Pedaliaceae.
UCUCAUUCUAACCCACACACUGGGUGGGUCGCCCUCCGUGCCUUUGCGCCAGACCAACGAUUUCAGUUUCCUGGUUUCCAUUGCUACUUCCUUUUCCACCCAAGAUAUCCCUCACUGCAACGCAGUAAUCGUCAACGUUUAAUCUCUCUCCGAUCAAUUCGUAUUUUGAUUUAUCAAACAGGUGGAAGCCAUGGCGGCCGCCUCAAUUCUUUUCUUACAAGAACCAAGCCUUAAUUGGAAAAACCAAAUAUAUCAAUCUCCUCAAUUCCCGGCUCACACUUCCUUUGCUCAUUUCAAGAUUCGUAGAAGUUUCGAAAAGCUCAGCGUGAAAUGCUUCUUUACCAACGACGCCGGCGGCAGCAGCAGGCAUGGUUUGUCUGCCAGUCAAGCUGUUAACAAUCUUGGUUCUGUCAGAAUAGAAAAUAGGAAAAACCCAGUUGAGAUUAUCUCCAAAAGCAUACUAAACGCCCUCAAUGCAUUGCGAAAACCUUUGGCAGCUGCCGUGCUUGUCGGGCUUCUAUUGAUGUACGAUCCGUGUUCUGCAUUGGCUGCUUCUGGGGGACGGAUGGGUGGAAAUUCAUUCUCUUCGCGGUCGUCAAUGUCGAGGGAUUACAGCGUGCCGAGGUCGGGGGCAGGAUCUGCUUUCUCCUAUUCCGUGCCGUAUUAUGCACCUUCUCCUUUUGGUGGGGUUUAUGUUGGCCCUGCUGUGGGUGUUGGGUCUAGUUUUUUCCUUAUUUUGACUGCCUUUGCUGCAUUUAUUUUGGUUUCGGGCUUCUUGUCUGAGGGUUCGGAAAGCAGUGUGCUCACGGCAACUGAGAGAACAAGUGUGCUCAAGCUGCAGGUGGGACUGUUGGGCCUGGGGAGAUCACUCCAAAAGGAUCUCAACCGGAUUGCCGAAACAGCAGAUACAUCCACCUCAGAGGGUCUACACUACGUAUUGACAGAGACGGUACUAGCUUUGCUUCGACAUCCCGAUUAUUGCAUCUCCGCCUAUUCAUCAGUUGAUGUAAAGAAAAGCAUGGAAGAAGGGGAAAAAAGAUUUAAUCAACUCUCUAUUGAAGAACGUGGAAAGUUUGAUGAAGAGACACUUGUUAAUGUCAACAGCAUAAAAAAGCAAAGCUUAACGGUCCCAAGAGCAAGUGGAUUUAGCAAUGAGUACAUAGUGAUCACGAUUUUGGUGGCUGCUGGAGGAGCACACAAGCUACCUUCUAUCAAUAACAGCAAGGACUUGAAAGAAGCUCUCCAAAAGCUUGCAUCCAUCCCAUCAAGUAGAAUUAUGGCAGUUGAGGUGCUAUGGACGCCUCAAAACGAAGAUGACACACUAUCAGAACGAGAGCUGCUAGAAGAUUACUCCUUAUUACGGCCUCUGUGAGAGAACAAAAGUUUCCUGCACAUCUUCCCUUUCAACGGAGAGAGGGUUUGUAUCAAACUACUCACUGUCCAGUGCUUAUUUGUAGAGUUAUGGAGUCCUCAAUACAGAAAAGAAUUGAGCUUGAGCAAGAUGUAGAGCAUGCAAUGCCCUUAUUGGCUUCCAAAAAGCAAAACGUGUGUAUAUAUAUACCAGUCAUUCAAAAAUAAAUAAAUAAUUAAGUCACUUAAGACUUAUCAUGCAA